CUCCCCCCCUCACCCCUCUUCACCCACCACCACCCCCAUAUCAUGGCCAACAACCAAAUUCCUCUGGAAAUCAUUCCUCCAAAACCCCCUAAACACACCUACCCCUCCCCUCCUGCACUCCUUCUCCCACGCCCAAUCUCUUUUAUUGUUACGUUACAUGGGCGUAACGUGGGUAGAAGUGGGAAUGAGCGAGGAGAUGUGUAUGUGGCUUUGGGCGUUGUUGGUGAAGGUGUGGGUGGGGAGGGGGGUGCUGGGUGGGGAGGAGGUCAGUGAAUUGAGAGGAUUGUGUAGGCGGUGUUGGAGGGUUAGGGAGGCUGCGGGUGUGGAGAAGGAAGUUGUGGUAUUCACCGAGGAUAAGGAGGACGGCAAGGAAGACGGUCAGGCCGACAAAAUGGAAGACGAGGAGGCAAAGGCUGAGAAUGUUCCGACCAUCACGGCGGAGAAUACGGAUGAGAAUGACCAGGUCGCCAUCACCUCAGUUGAAGAAGUACCGCCUCCAACCGUGCCAGCCAACGACGAAGCACCAUUACUGAGAGCUGACAUCCGGGCUGCGAUCGAUACAUGCAUUCUGAUCAUCAGUGAAGUCUUAGGCCAAAAGGACCUCGGGUUUGAUCCUCUAUGAUAGAUUUCUCGCGAGUAUACGCAAGUAUACUGUAAGAGUGGUGGUAUCGAGGAGGUAUACAAACACUCUCCUGGGU
Messenger RNA from Saitoella complicata NRRL Y-17804, 698 nucleotides. RefSeq lists its product as uncharacterized. The coding region runs from base 197 to 622 and encodes 141 amino acids. NCBI's taxonomy places the organism in Eukaryota, Fungi, Ascomycota, Saitoellomycetes, Saitoellales, Saitoellaceae. The record is from RefSeq and is a predicted model, not a curated record. The transcript has a single exon. Gene Ontology annotation, biological process: spliceosomal snRNP assembly.